Messenger RNA from Cavia porcellus (domestic guinea pig), 6844 nucleotides. RefSeq names its product IZUMO1 receptor, JUNO (gene Izumo1r). The transcript is spliced from 5 exons. Gene Ontology annotation, molecular function: signaling receptor activity. The record is from RefSeq and is a predicted model, not a curated record. Lineage: Eukaryota; Metazoa; Chordata; Mammalia; Rodentia; Caviidae. Gene Ontology annotation, biological process: sperm-egg recognition; fusion of sperm to egg plasma membrane involved in single fertilization; cell adhesion. Gene Ontology annotation, cellular component: external side of plasma membrane. Bases 302 to 1129 code for a protein of 275 amino acids.
AACUUUUUCUUUCCCUCAGCUGCCUCAUUUUAACGGCUCCCUUGACAGAUGGAGAAGCUGAUACUUAGAAAAAUCUAACUUCCUCAAAGUCAUCCAGCUGGUGAGGCAGCACUGAGAGCUGCACUUAGCAGCUGUCUGUAGGACCCUGGAAUUCUCACUCUACCACGUCUUCCUUCUCCAAGGAAGCAGACCCUCUUAGACCCCACAGCAGCCUUCAGAUAAGGAGGCUACUCAGCUGGAGCCACCUACAGUUCUGCUUCUGCACCUGGACCUUAUAGAAACUGGCGGCUGAUGGUAAUAAAUGGCAACUGGUGGUAUUAUUCCCAUUGACCUGGCCUUGCUCAUGUCUCUAGGAGGCAGGAGGGAGCCCUGGAGGACUCCUGCCCGAAAACAGGCCAUGGCACAGUGGUGGUGGCUCCUGCUAGGGCUGUGGACAGUUAUGCCCACCCAGGCUGGGGACAAGCUGCUGAAUGUCUGCAUGAAUGCCAGAUACCACAAGAGAGAACCUGGUCCAGAAGAUAAGCUCUUUCUGCAGUGUGCCCCCUGGAAGGACAAUGCCUGCUGCACCGCCACCACAAGCUGGGAAGCUCACCGCUCAGAGUCAUACCUUCACAACUUCAGCUUGAUUCACUGUGGAUUGUUGACCCCAAGCUGUCAGAGGCACUUCAUUCAGGCCACCUGCUUCUACGAAUGUUCCCCUAACUUGGGACCUUGGAUCCGGCUGGUGGACCCACAGGAUCUGGAAGAGCGAGUUCUGGGCGUACCGCUGUGCCAGGAGGACUGUGAGGAGUGGUGGGCUGACUGCAGCAGUUCUUACACUUGCAAAUCCAACUGGCAUGGAGGCUGGGACUGGAGUCAAGGGAAGAGCCGUUGUCCAGCAGGGGCCCUUUGCCGCCCUUUCCCAGAUUAUUUCCCCACCCCGGCUGACCUGUGUGAGAAGAUCUGGAGCAACUCCUUCAAGGCGAGCUCUGCGCACAGGAACAGCGGGCGCUGUCUCCAGAAGUGGUUUGCACCCGAUAAGGAAAACCCCAAUGUAGCCGUGGCCCAACAUUUUGCCAGCCUUGCCCCAGCCUGGGAGCACUCCUACACCCUUAUGGCCUUCUGUCUGUUCCUGUGGGCCCUUUUCUGAGGACACCUUCUUCUCCCAAUCAUUUUUCUUGCUCCCACCAACUAUAGGCCAGGCCAUGACCACCACCUUUCUUGGGAAGGGGAAGUUCAGGCCAUAGUAGCUAGUGCCUGAGACCCCCACCUCUACCUGAGAAGCAGUUGGGAACCAGCAGUGCUACAGUGACCCAUACCUUGCCUUUACCAAAAGGAUUCAGAAUGGGACUCCACGAGUUCCAUCUUCUUGUGGCCAUUUGCCUAUCCUUCCAUGGCAGAGCAUAUGGUAGCAGCCUGGCCUCCCAUCCAACCAUAGAGCUUUCAAUAAAAUGUUGGUGGACCUGUCCUCUCUGUGAAUCACUCUGCCUCAGCUUGUCUGCUACACUAAGUAUCAGAGUUAGCAUGCUCCUUAAGAGUUACUAAUUUCUUAAUAUCUGCCACAUAUCUUUAUAACACCACUGUCAAUACCCACCCCUUAGAAGUGAUUCAUCAUAACAAAGACCCAAAGCCAGGUUGAGGGAUGGGGUCACCCAGCCCACUGGUUCAAUUUUGGAUACCAAGAUUGGGGCAGCUACUUCAACUGCCCUCUUCCUUUACCCACUUUCUUUUACUCCCAGAAUCACAACAUACUGGUCUGGAUUUUGGAAACCUGAGUUCUAAUCUAGCCUUUCCACUUUCUAUGUAACUAUUGGCAACUCCUUUGACCUUUAGACAGGAUUUCUCACUCAGCUAAGGGGAAUAAGGUUGUUGAAUCAGAUGAUUAAAAUUAUAAAAAAGAAAAAGCUUGUUUCCUAGGGUACAGUGUGUGCUUCUGUGGAAGUGCCAUGUUCCCCAGAAGGAGAUGGCAGCAUCAAAUGGAACUGGAGAAUGGGUACAACUUUGAGUCUCUGUGAGUGGUCUGCUCUCUGGGAACUUUGUGGAUCCAGAAACUCAACUCCUCCCAGCACUACAUGACUAGUGGUGGUGACUUCCUUACAACCUUUUCUGUGACAAAGACAGUUCUAGCACCUGAGUUGGCUGGCCUUUCAAAUAAGUGCUCGUUCUUGCCAGACACUAGCAAACUCUGCUCAUCAAAGAAACUCGGCCUCCAUUCUUUCUUACCUGUCUUGAAUGUGCUCAUUUACAGAGCAAGCCUUGUCACAGAUAGAGCAUUGCAAUCACAAAGCCAUACAUGCUGCUUAAAACCUAGGAUAGGAGGCAGAGGGCAGUAGGUGUAGGGACAAAUCUCAUCACAGGAAGUUUGCAAGAAAGGUUGUAAGGCAAGAGCUGGGUCAUGAGAGAAACAAAGGGCUUGAGCCCAGUGGAGGAAGGCAUAGGAAGGGGAUGCUGAUCAAAACUCAAGUGAUGCCUCAAGGUACCAACCAUGAGGAACAGGAAUUCCAAAUUUAAUCCAAUUUAGUCAGAAGAUGAGGAGAUCAAAUGUGCAAAGACAGCCUAGGCAAAUUUUGAGACCCUAUUUAGGGGGGAAAAAACUUCAGUAUUGGCUGGAAAACUGCAGGUAGGUAAAAUCUCUUCAGGAUCAAGGAUCAAAAAAGUGUCUGAGGUGAUUAGUUUAAUAAAGUUGAGAGUUUGAUACCUUUUUAAAGAAUUUUAGGGGAUAAAUAUUAAAAAGCAUGCAUAAACAGAUUAAAAACUGGACUGAGCAAAGCCAAGAUAGUUCUGGGAGCCCUAAUAGCUUUUAGUGGUUAUUGAUCAUUUGCCACACACCCAGGGCCUUCCUCUGCUGAGUGUGUAACAUGUGUGCAGCAAUUCAUUGGAUCCUCGUGGAAGUCUUGACAGGUAUUCUUAUUAGCCACAUUUUUCAAAUUAGAACAUAAACAUAAGUAGGUUUGAAACUAGAAAAGUGUGAUCCCAUAACUCCAGCUCAUAGGCUUGCACCAAAGAGCCUGGUAGGUAGUUAAGUGGAGCUGAACCAAGUGUAGAGGUCUUAGGAAAAGAGGGAGGGCUGGCUCGCCAGGGAGAAGUCACAGGCAAGAGGGAGACUGAACUUCACUCCUUUCCUGUGGUUGGCAGGGGUGGGGUGAACUGUCAGAAUUGCAGUUACAUUAUCCUUUCAGUCAAAGCAAUCUAUACACAUUGCCAAAAGCCAAAGGACUUCCAAGCCAAACCAAAAGAGCCCCAGUAAACCUGCCCCUCCAACUCCAAGGUCCCCACCAGAUGCACCCACUUCUAGCCAUUUCUCGAUUUAGCUAGACACAAGUUACAAGGAGUGGCUUAUCUUUUUUGCUGCAUAUUCAGACUAUCUUUUUGCUCUCUGUUCUAUCAGAGUUUCUCAUCUUACUCUUCCAAUCUUUUUAAUUUUGGCAAUCCACAUUUAAUUCCAGGAGACUCUUUUUUUUUUUUUAUUCCCUUGUUGUUUUUCACAACCUACUGUUUUGGCUUUAUGGAAGUAAUAUCUUCUUAUGCCUCACCAAAGAUCUAAUUAGAAUUAUUUUUCAAAAGCUGUUUCUAGUCUCAUAAUGAUGAUUUCUCCAAGGUCACUCUGUUCUAUUCUGUUCUGAUUGUCUUUCAUCUGCUGCUGGGUGUUGCCCUUCUGGUGACUUUGGCUGUCUAUCCAUAUUUAAGAGUGAGGGGCUACAUCAACAUUUCUAGAUGUCUUUUCCUUCCAUGAUUACUCAGGUACAUCUUCAUUCUCUCAGUAUAAAGCUGCUAAGGUUGGAGGGUUCUGAGCAUUGGAGUGGGGGGGGGGGUAACUAGAUGUUGUUACCAGGGGUGGAAAUAAAGGAAGACUCCCAAACAAGAGCAGGCAGAGGCUGUUGAUUCAGAGCUUGCUGUAAAGAAGCAUUCAGGCACCAUCACUUGUAUUUUGGCAGAGACUCAAAGGCAAGCAGAGCAGUGGGGAAACUUUGGAGUAGGAGAAAGGGAAAUCCUCAGAUCUUCUCUGGGUAGGACUGGUGUCAGGGAAAGCAACAGGUAGCUGAAAGCUGUGCGUCCCAGGUGCCUGGCAAGGGGACCAUUUGGCUUUCUGCAGUUUGUCCUAAAUUGAAGCAGCAAUAAAAACUAGGGAGUUGGAAGGUAUUAAUCAAGUCCAUGUCAUUUGGGACUGAUUGUUAUCGGUGUUAUUGGAUGGUUUCCUGGGCUACGUGACAGACACAAUGGUCUAGACAAUAGUCUAGACACUACUAUAAAUAGUGUAGUGGCUUCUAGACUAGUUAUUGUAGAUAAUCACAUUUGGAGAUCUAUUUCUAAUAUCGUCCUGACCAUUGUCCAUUUGUUUAUUUGUUUUCUCAAGACUGAGUUAACAGGGGCUAUCUUGGGCCGGGGGCCUGACACUCAUGUGAAACUUCAACGCUAUCCAGAAUUUCAUCUAAUUUUUAAAGAAGUCCUCUUCCAAGGUCCACUGAUUAAUAAUGAUGGGCUUUCUGAACUCUGAUUUAGGCAAAGAACAUGGUGAGGUGAGUGUGUUUAUUUUUCUCUCUGCCAACUCUGUACUCAGAGCAUUUCAGAGGUUUGCCUGGCAGAUCAGCUCUGUCUUCCACCACAGCUGGCUCCCACACUUCCUCUAGCCUCCCCUUGACCCUUUGAUUGCUUUCAUAUGCUUUAUAUUUUCUAAAUAUUCAUUAAACCUUCUUUUCUGAUGAUUUUCUUCUCAUGCUUUUGGUAGAGGAAUAGUUGGAAAUAAACAAUCGUUUUAGUGGGAGUCCAGGCAUUCAUUUCACCCUCUGUAACCAGUAGCUGCAGAUUUUUUUAAGAUUCAAUUGUUAUAUAAACAAUAACUUUAAAGAGGGCCAAAUGAAAGAAAAGAUAACCAAAGGAAAUAUAGGAUGAUUUUCAGGAGAGAAGUGAAAUAUGAAGACAAAUGUUAACUAAAUUUUGAGUAACCUUCUAGGAGUCAUGAAGUCAGGCUAGAUACAGGUAGUAGUCCAGAAAAGGUCAGAUUCAAGGACUAUUAGGAAGAUAGAAUUUGGAAAAGUUUGGAUCAUAAUUUUACAUGAAGUUCCAUAAACAUAGGUAUUAAGUAAAAUGUGUGGAAUAGAGAACUGUUAGCAAAAAAUCAAAGGCUUUGGGUAAUUUGAUGAUGCCUACAGUUCAAAGAGGUCCUGGUGCUGGCCUGGAUCCCACUCGGUCUUGAGUAGACAGGAAGAAGCUGGAGGAUGCUGCUUCUGCUGUAUGCAACCCAGUCCCUUUUGCAUGUUAGGAAUAGCCAGCCCCAUUCAGGUCCUUCCUCUGAGAAUACUGGGAAGUCCUGGGUGGCAGAUGAAAAACAAAAAUAAAAUUUAAUAUACUGUCUUUAAUUUAAGAUACCUUUCUGAGUAACGCUUUGCAGGAAAGUCCCUCCCCAAGUGCAGAAGUGGGUGUAAUCCGGCAUUUGUUGCACAAAGACCUUGUUCCCAGACUACGUUUAUGUGGCUGCCUGAAAAAGAAGUGCCAUGCCCCCUUCCAAUCUCCCCCACCUCCACCUCCACAGAAGUGACUAAUUCCUUAGGGGUUUCUUAAAGUUUUAACUAUUGAAGGACCCAGAUUUGCAGAUUAUUCUGGGUCUCAGGAUAGUGUCUGUUAGAGCAAAUCGUUUUCCUAGCCCCAGAAGGAAAGAUGAAUUGAAUGCACUCAAAAGGCACACUGUUUAUGCCAACACCACCCGUUAUUUCCCUUUUCCUUUAUUCCCUUUGUUCUGCUCACAUCCAUACUCUGAAACCAAGCCAAAAUACAAGUGAUGGUGCCUGAAUCCCUCCCUGCAGCAUGCUCUGAAUAAGCAGCCCUGCUUGCUCUUGUUUGGGAGCGUUCCUUUAUUUCCACCCCUGGUAGCAGCAUCUAGUUAAUCCCUCCCCUCAUCCCCGGAGCCCUCCAUCAGAAACCACUUUUGGUGGUGCUUUGCCACAAAUGAAUGGAAUAGAAAAACAGAAGGAGGAGGGCUUCCUGGGGAGGUGGGACUGAGGGGAGCUUUGAGAUGCUGGUGAGAUAGCAGCAUGGGGAUCUUGAUGACAGUUGAGCUGCAGUGCAGGAGAAAGGGCUAGGCCAGAGAUUGGGCCCACUCUUCCUAGAAGUGUUAUUUGGUGCUGAGGAACUUAGUAAUCCUCUAAGGGAAAUGUGAAGAGAAAAAUGAAAAGCAUAUGGGGAGUCCCCUUACUUACUUGCAGCUGGUAAAGAUAUAUGGAAAGAAACCAAGAGUAAAAAGGCAGGUAGAAAGAUGUCUUUCAAGAAACACAAAAACAAAUUCUGGUUCCCUGGUGAGCAGCUGUGGAUCGGGCAAGCUGAGGCCGCUCCAGGGAAAUAGACCACCCAGCGUCUUCCGAGAUCCAAGAUCUGCACCAUGGUGGAACUUAGGGUGUUGAGAAACAAAGCAACCCACUCACCUCCCUAGUAAGCCGCAGUGAGCCUACUGGUACAUGGGCUGAGAAUCCCAUCCCCUGUCCCCAUUAGCAAAUGGGAGCCAGAGGUCUGAGCAUCUCUUGGGAAGUUGACAUGCAAUACAGCAAAUAAGAAAGAUUUCUUUCCACCAUCUCUUUGAAGGCAAAUAUUGUUAUCACUGUUUUGCUUUGUUCUGAUUAACUGUAUUGCUCUAUUCAAUAUUCUGUUUUUGAUAAGUUCUAUAAUAAUCUGUAUUUCAUUUUAUUUUGCUAUACCUGAUUGAAAGAAAAACUAUUGUGAAGAUAAUGAGACAUACUAUGGUACCUACUAUUAUUAUCCUGGUAACCUGCUGUGAUAUUCUAUACCAAUUUCACUGCACUAUCUCAAUUGGCUUUGUUCUGUCUUAUUCUGUUGUAUUUUACUACCUUCAAAAUAAUAAACAAAAUUUUAAAAA